ACAAUUCAGUGUGUAUUCAAUCUUCAUCGCUAUCGGUCGCGUUUUUGUAGUGCAUGUGAAGAAUUGUGAAGUUUUCAAAUCUCACACAAUAACAACAACAAAGACAUAAAAAUAAUUUUUUGGACACGCUGGAAUUAAUCAAUUUAAUUUGAGAUUACGCAAUUCGACUUAUGGUAUUGCUUAUGCAUUAAUGGACUGAUAUUAGAAUACAGUAAUACAACAUGUACCGAAAUCUAAUCAAAAGUGUUCAAUACAAUAAAACAAAGUUUAAAUAUUUGACGUAUCAGACACUCUCAGUCGCAUGUUAUCACAAUGAGUCUUCCUACUAUGGCUAUCGUCCGAGAGUCAAGAAAGAGUGGAAAAUUCCACAAACACAUUUGGCAGCGCGUCAAGCGAAUGCAAAUUUAAAUGCAUGGAUUAAUGCGUAUCGAGUUCAUGGACAUAGAAUUGCAGCAGUUGAUCCAAUUAAAUGGCUUGAUGGCAUGGAUGUAGUUCCAGAGAUUGAAAUGUCUCGUUACGGAUUAGAUGAAUCACGAGAACUAGCUGGUCUUGAUGAAAUUGUGUCAUUUAGUGGUUCACAAGUUCAAACUGUUGCAGAUUUGAAGAAGAAACUCGAAGAGACUUACUGCGAGAACAUAAGCGUUGAGUUCAUGCAAAUUGAGGAUGAAUAUGAGCGUGAAUGGUUUAUGGAGAAUUAUGAGAAGCUGAUGGAAGAGAAAGAGUUCAUUACAGUAGAAGAGAAGCGAGCGCUCAUCACAGAAAUGAUUAAAUUUCAAGAAUUUGAUAGAUUUAUGAAUGCUAAAUUACCGGCAAUUAAACGUUAUGGAGGUGAAGGUGCUGAAUCAAUGGUUGCAUUCUUCCAAAAUAUACUUAAAAAUGCAGCGUACGAAGACAUUAAUUCCAUUGUUCUCGGUAUGCCACAUCGAGGAAAAUUGAGUGCUUUAGUGACUUUAUUUAGACAUCGACCAGCAAGAAUUUUUAGAAAAUACAAAGGACUUCCAGAGUUUGGUGGUGAUUCAAAUGCUAUGAUGGACAUUCCUAGUCAUUUUAGCGUAUCAGAGGAGUACGAAUUUGAUGGAAAGAAAGUCCAUCUCACAAUGUUACCCAAUCCAUCACAUCUUGAAGCAGUCAAUCCAGUUUCAAUGGGAAAGACUCGAUCAAAGCAGCAAUCAUUAAGGGAUGGAGCCUUUAAUGAUGAUUUAUCAAAGGAAUUUGGAACUAAUGUACUAAAUGUUAUACUUCAUGGUGAUGCAGCACUUCCUGGUCAGGGAAUAAACCAAGAAUGUGUGAUGAUGACAUAUACACCUAAUUUUGAAAUCGGUGGAACUAUUCACUUGGCUGUUAAUAAUCAAAUUGGAUAUACAACGCCAGGAGAUCGUGCUAGAUCUAGUCGUUAUUGCACAGACAUUGCAAAGUCAGUAAAUGCACCAAUCAUUCAUGUUAAUGGAGAACAUCCAGAGCUUGUUGCACUUGCUACAAAAUUAGCAUUCAAUUACCAGAGAUUGUUCCGAAAAGAUGUUUUCAUUGAUUUCAAUUGCUAUAGACGAUGGGGUCAUAAUGAAGUCGAUGAUCCAACCAUGACGAGUCCGUGCAUGUAUAAAUUAAUCCGCGAUAAAAAAUCAGUACCCGAUCAAUAUGCAGACAAAUUAAUUGCAGAAGGUGUCAUAACAGACGAAGAAAUUAAGUCAAUAAUGAAGCAUCAAUUUGAUUACUAUGCAACUGAGCUUACUCAUGCUGAAGAAUUUGUACCUGAGACUACAUGCUUUAGGAAGCAAUGGGACGGAUUUGGACAAACACCUGGAACAAUUUCAAUCUGGGAUACAGGAAUGAGCUGGGAAUUAUUGAGCUAUAUUGGACGCAGUUCAGUUUAUACUCCACCUGAAUUUAACGUACAUCCACAUCUUAAGAAAACAUUCGUUAAUUCAAGAAUAAAGAAACUAGCUGAAGGAAAUGCCAUUGAUUGGGCUACAGCUGAAGCUAUGGCUUUUGGUAGUUUAAUGUAUCAGGGUCAUAAUGUACGACUCUCAGGUGAAGACAUUGGUCGUGGUACCUUUGCACAGCGUCACGCAAUGCUGAUUGAUAUGGAUACAAAUGAAGUUUUUGUACCGUUAAACUCAUUGAAAGGCGGUCUCGGUGGUAAAUAUGAGGUUGCAAACAGCAUUUUAUCAGAAGAGGCAGUUUUGGGUUUCGAGUAUGGAAUGAGUAUUGACAAUCCAAACAACUUAAUCAUCUGGGAAUCUCAAUUUGGUGACUUUUACAAUGGUGCUCAAAUUAUAUUUGACACAUUUAUUUCCAGUGGUGAAACAAAAUGGAUGCAUGCUAGUGGUCUUGUUCUGCUUUUACCCCAUGGAAUGGACGGAAUGGCUAGUGAACAUUCAUCAUCGCGUAUGGAGCGCUUCCUUCAAAUGACUGAUUCAAAAGAAACAAUACCUGACGAUGACGAUGUCAAUUUUAAUUUGAUCUUCCCAACAACACCUGCACAGUACUUCCAUGCCAUGAGACGACAAAUACUUAGAAAUUUCCGUAAACCACUUAUUGUAAUUGCACCGAAAACAAUGCUUCGAAUGUCUGAAGCAACAUCGAAAUUCCAAGACUUUGAGCCAGGAACUCAUUUCCUUAACGUACUUCCCGAUAAUAUUUCUAAUCCUAAAGAUGUCAAGAAGAUUAUUCUAUGCAGUGGAAAGCACUUCUAUGCACUUAAUAAUGAGAGAAUCGAAAAGAAUAUUGAAAAUGUUGCUAUUAUUCGUAUUGAAUCAUUGUGUCCAUUCCCCGUACAUGAUAUUCAGGUUGAACUUGCUAAAUAUAAGAAUGCAAAGAUCUGCAUUUGGAGUCAAGAAGAGCAUAGAAAUAUGGGUGCAUGGAGUUUCAUUCAACCGAGAUUUGAAAAUAUGUGUGGAAGGAGAAUUAAAUAUUCAGGAAGAGAUGUUGCUGGAACUCCAGCAACCGGUAUCGGAAAAGUUCAUGCAAAAGAAGCACAAUAUGUUGUAACUCAUCCCUUUACAAUGUAAAUCUACCUCCGCUAUUAAUUCUUUACAAAAGAGAUGAAUUUUUUUAUAAUUUUUUUACAUCAAGAAAACUUUUUAUUAAUUAAUUAAAUUGAAAAAAGAUGCAUUUAAUAAUUCAUUUUCCAUUUUUUUACAAAAUUACUGGAUGUUGUUUGAUAUUUUCUAAGUUACAGAGAUUCGCAGUCAUGACUCAUGAGGAUUAAAUUGUAUUUUUAUGCUGCAGCGUCUACUUAUUUGCCUUUACAUUUUAGCAUGAAUCUUUUUCGUACAGGAAGUCUAGACAUCAGAGAGCAAUUAAUGUCAAUGCUCGCCCAGAGAGCAUAAAAACUUUCUCUUAAUGCUGUCGAUUUUUUUGAAGCGUGUGUGAAACAUCAACAAAAAAAUCAUUUUUAGAAAAGAAUAAACGAAAGUGAAGCAAAACAAAAAAAAUUAUUGUAGGUGUUUAUGGCUGCUUGUACUUCCUCUAUUAUUGUACUAUAGACACACAUUCUUUCGUAGAAAUUAUAUCAUGUUAACGCGCUAUAUAUAAUGCCAAUUGUGUGUGUCUACACUCUUGUUCGCCAGACUAUAGCUCGACGAAAAAAAAUAAUAUAGAGAUAAAUGCUUAUUAAAUUAUUUUAGUUGAAACUUUUAGAAAAAAAGCAAGAGCUUCGUUUGAAAUAAGACGAUGCGGAAUACAAUAGAAAUUCUUUUAUACCUCGUUCGUUUUGUGUAAAUUUUUGCACACGAAAUCAAUCAAUUUGAAUUUAUUGAAUGGAUAAUAACCAGUGAAUUGUACUGUCUGCUUAUAUUCUUGAGGCGAUUGCAGUGUUGUCAAUUUUCGAUGGAAAAUCUAGCAGGUUGUGGAAUCGAUGUUGAACAGCUAUCAUUAGCUUUUUGAGAAACUAAGUACAAUUUUAAGGUAUCUAUGGAUGUCUGAAUUAGUUUUUUUUGAGGAUUUAUUCCUUACUAGCUUCAUGUGCAAUUCUAAGUGCUCAAAAUGAUUCAAAAGAUUCUUUCAUCGAUUAGGAUCUCAGUCUUUCUGUAUAUCAGGCUCAAUACAUUGCUUUGCUGGAACCCUUUUACAAUAUCAACAGCUCAAAGGUUCUAAAACCAUUUGGAAACAACUUGAAAUUCAGCAAGCAUCAGACGUUCUUAAAAUGACAACUCUGAAAACUGACCGAGACAUUCUGAUU
Molecule: messenger RNA, 4180 nt
Organism: Chironomus riparius
Lineage: Eukaryota; Metazoa; Arthropoda; Insecta; Diptera; Chironomidae
Source: the annotation of a GenBank genome assembly